AUGGACGGCAGCGUAGCUUUGUUGAAGACUUCUCCAGUUCGUGUUGGUGGUGAGGUUGAUGAGUCCACGGAGUACUUUCAUCGACUUUUCUGGACGUUCCCUCCAUGCGUUGAGGCUUUUAAACAUUGCAAGCCACUGAUCAACAUUGACGGAACGCAUCUGUAUGGGAAGUAUGGCGGGACUUUGCUUCUGGCUAUUGCGCAAGAUGGAAACUCCAAUAUAUUGCCAGUUGCGUUUGCACUUGUUGAGGGGGAGAACGCUGAGUCGUGGGCUGUUUUCUUAUCCCACUUGCGUCAACAUGUGACCCCACAGGAAAGGAUUCUGGUGAUUUCUGACAGACACAACGGCAUUAAGGCUGCACUGGAGGCACCGGACAGUGGUUGGAAACCGCCUCAUGCAUAUCGAGCGUAUUGCAUUCGACACGUUGCAGCCAAUUUUGCCCUCAAUUUCAAGGGUCAAGAUGCGAGGCGGAUGCUCGUGAAUGUGGUGUAUGCGAAGACUGAGGCCGAGUUUGACUACUGGUUUGAUAUUAUGAGGACUGAGAAUCUGGCCAUGUGUGAUUGGGCCAACUGGCUGGAGUACGAUAAGUGGACCCAACACCAGGAUGGAGGCAGACGGUUCGGCCACAUGACGACGAAUAUAUCCGAGUAUGUUAACUCUGUACUGAAGGGGACACAGAAUCUUCCUGUAACUGCACUUGUGAAAUCCACAUAUGGGAGAUUAUCAGAGCUUUUUGUCGUCCGAGGGCAGACAGCAGAGGCACAGUUGGGAUCAGGCCAACGGUUUUGCCAAGUGGCCCUGGUGAAGGUGAUAGAGCGCAACCUGAAAGAUGCAAGGUGCUUGACGGUUACUCUGUUCGAUAGACAUCAGUCUGAGCAUACCGUGGCUGAGACGACUCCUACCGAGAAUUUCUCGCUCGGGACGUAUCGAGUUUCCCUUAGAGAUCACACUUGUGACUGUGGGUACUUUCAAGCUCUCCAUUACCCUUGCUGCCAUGCGAUUGCAUGCUGUGCUCAGUCCCGGUUAGACUGGGCUAUGUACGUCCAUGAGGUUUAUACCAUGAGUAAUGUGUUCAACGUAUACCGGAUGGGAUUUUUGCCACCUAUUCCAGAGGGUCUCUGGCCACCAUACGCCGGUCCUACUAUCAUCCUUGAUCCUAACAUGAGACGUGCCAGAGAAGGGCGACCAAGGUCAACAAGAAUUCAUAACACCAUGGAUGAGGCCGAUACUGGUCGGCCGAAGCGAUGCGGGCUAUGCAGACAGAUAGAACACACACGCAGGACUUGCCCUCAACGAGGAUCCGCCCCCAGUGCCGAGGCAUAG
Molecule: messenger RNA, 1323 nt
Organism: Arachis ipaensis
Lineage: Eukaryota; Viridiplantae; Streptophyta; Magnoliopsida; Fabales; Fabaceae
Molecular function (GO): zinc ion binding
Source: RefSeq, a predicted model, not a curated record